GUUUCAUUCAGGUCGUGGUUGGAGAGCUCCUCGAACCGUUCUUGGGUGAUGGCGGAGGUCGGCGGGAGCGUGGACCCAACCAGCCUGCCCCCGGGGGACCCCCAGCUCAUCGCCAUGAUCGUGGAGCACCUGAAGAACCGAGGACUUUUCGACGAGUUCCGCCGCGACUGCCUGGCUGACGUCGACACCAAGCCGGCCUACCAAAACCUGCGUCAGAAGGUGGACAACUUUGUGACGUCGCAUUUGAGCACUCAGGAGUGGAAGGCGUCCAUUAACAAGAACCAGAUGAGGAACGGACUCAGACAAAGUGUGGUCCAGUCGGGCAUGUUGGAGUCAGGGGUGGACCGCAUCAUCACUCAGGUGGUGGACCCCAAGAUGAACCACACCUUCAGACCGCACAUCGAGACAGCCAUCCAAGACUUCCUAUCGGGAGACAAGAGGGACGAGGCCGCCGAACCCUCCGAGAAGCCGUCCGAGGAAGCCAAAACCCCUUAAGCCGCGCGGGUUGCGGAUUGUGCCUGUCGAGGGGCGGGACUUGACAGGUGUUUAAGAAGCCCACGAUGCGCGAUGACGAUCCGCGACGGAGACGAUUCGUCAUCCUGACGUCGCACGGGUUGCACGUCUUCUCCGGUCAGUCCCUGUCGUCCAUUCUGGUGACCGCCAAAGAUCGCAUGACUGGGACGCGCCGUAAACAUGUUUGCGUGGACUUCGUUCAACUUUUCUGACAACACUUGUUCCGUUUUUUUUUUUUUUUUUGGGGGGGGGAUAAUUUCCUCAAUUCUUUUCACAGUGUGACAUUUUCUAAGAUGUUUGACAUUUUUCAGAGGAAUUAUUAACCCGAUUCCAAUGAUGUCGGGAUGCUACUAAACGUCAAUAGAAACAGAAUGCAAAUCAUGUUUCACUUAUAUUUCAUUGAAUACACUACAACUUUCGGUCACGACCCGCAGCUCAUGCCCAUAGGUGGGGUUAGGAAUGUAGAUCAACUGCUACAUUGAGAGCUUCGCUUUUCGACUUGGCUCCCUCUUUACCACACCACACCGGACCGAUACAAAAUCCGCAUCACUGCGGACGCCGCACCGAUCCGUCUGUUGAUCUGCCGCUCAGUUCUUCCCUCACUCGUGAACAAGUUUGUUGAAGCUUUGUGAAUUUGUUCCCAUUCUAGCUUGUUGUACAGCGUCCGCUGUUCAACGGUCUGGGGUCUCCACUGUUGUAUUUUACGGUUCGUAAUCCGCCACGUGUUUUCAAUCACUUAAAACAGCGGUGCCCAGACAUCAGAUCUACUUUUCAGGCAGCCGGCCUCUCGCGAGCUCCCGGUUUUCACAUCGAAGUGAUUUUAACGGCUUCGUUUGAUCCGCGACUAUUUCAGCGAUCAUCUCUGUCAUGUUGUAGCGUCGUCGUACCACCCGUCGCUUCUCUUUGACGGGU
Molecule: messenger RNA, 1425 nt
Organism: Syngnathoides biaculeatus (alligator pipefish)
Lineage: Eukaryota; Metazoa; Chordata; Actinopteri; Syngnathiformes; Syngnathidae
Gene: bod1
Product: biorientation of chromosomes in cell division 1
Exons: 3
Coding region: 49-495 (148 amino acids)
Source: RefSeq, a predicted model, not a curated record